Molecule: messenger RNA, 246 nt
Organism: Suillus fuscotomentosus
Lineage: Eukaryota; Fungi; Basidiomycota; Agaricomycetes; Boletales; Suillaceae
Exons: 2
Source: RefSeq, a predicted model, not a curated record
CAUGCUUGAUGCGCGUGAGACACCUAUUGCGUCAGUCAACAGGGCAUUCCGCGGCUUUGGAAGAGAGAUUUUCACUGAUACAGGUUCUGAACAUGCCAGAUGCCAGUUCGAUAGAUAUCUAACUUAUGUGAUUGACAGCGCGACCCCUUAUUCAGUGACAACACUGAUGCUACAUCUUUGGAGUCUGCAGACGAGUUAUCCGAAGCUGUAGUUACUUCUCUGCCGGCCGAAGAAUGUCCGCCCAUU